AUGAAGACGAUGAAGCUCCUCCUUUUCGUUUUUUUUGUUUUCUUUCUCUUCUCUGGGGUUAACGCCCCCUUGCUGGGGGAGGAUAUGGGGGUGAUGGGGGGGGUGAUNAUGGGGGAGAUGAGGGGGGUGGUGGGGCAGAUGGAGAAGAUCAAGGAGGUGAUGGAGAAGACCAUAGCGGCGAUGGAAAAGAUCGAAUCCAACACCCGGCCGGUUCUCCCCAGCUGGUCCCUGGCAGCCUUGAUCCUGUCGCCCUUGUGGCUCCCAUUUUUGACGUGGCUGGCCGGCAAGAUCCCACUUCGGUGGUUCGAGGACAAGGACACCGCCAAAGCAGAGGCCGCCGUCGCCAAAGCAGAGGCCGCCGCCGCCAGAGCAGAGGCCGCCGCCGCCAGAGCCGAGGUCGCCGCCGCCAACAUUGAGGCUACCAAAGCGAGAGACGAUGCCGCUGCCGCUGCCGCCCAGUCCACCAUCGAGAGGCUCCACGAACAGCUCGCUGCCGCCCAGGCCAAGACCACGGAUGUCGAGAAAGAGCUUGCCGACACCAAGGCCAAGAACGCCGACAAGGUCAAGGACCUCCAAAGGAGGCUCGGUGUGAUCAGGGACGCCAUGGGAUAG
Molecule: messenger RNA, 612 nt
Organism: Bipolaris maydis ATCC 48331
Lineage: Eukaryota; Fungi; Ascomycota; Dothideomycetes; Pleosporales; Pleosporaceae
Source: RefSeq, a predicted model, not a curated record